UCUAUGAUUAGUGCCAUCCAUCAUCUACACAAUGCUUAAGGCUUAACAGUCUAUCACAGGUUCACCUGGAGAGGUAACAGUCAAUCACAGGUAACAGUCAAUCACAGGUUCACCUGGACAGGUAACAGUCAAUCACAGGUUCACCUGGACAGGUAACAGUCAAUCACAGGUAACAGUCAAUCACAGGUAACAGCCAAUCACAGGUAACAGUCAAUCACAGGUUCACCUGGACAGGUAACAGCCAAUCACAGGUAACAGUCAAUCACAGGUAACAGUCAAUCACAGGUUCACCUGGACAGGUAACAGUCAAUCACAGGUAACAGUCAAUCACAGGUUCACCUGGACAGGUAACAGUCAAUCACAGGUAACAGUCAAUCACAGGUUCACCUGGACAGGUAACAGUCAAUCACAGGUAACAGUCAAUCACAGGUAACAGUCAAUCACAGGUUCACCUGGACAGGUAACAGUCAAUCACAGGUAACAGUCAAUCACAGGUAACAGCCAAUCACAGGUAACAGUCAAUCACAGGUAACAGUCAAUCACAGGUUCACCUGGACAGGUAACAGCCAAUCACAGGUAACAGUCAAUCACAGGUAACAGUCAAUCGCAGGUUCACCUGGACAGGUAACAGCCAAUCACAGGUAACAGUCUAUCACAGGUUCACCUGGACAGGUAACAGUCAAUCACAGGUAACAGUCAAUCACAGGUAACAGUCAAUCACAGGUUCACCUGGACAGGUAACAGUCUAUCACAGGGCUACACAUAGAGACAGUCACACUCACAUUCACACCUACAGACAGUUUAGAAUCACCAGUUAACCUCAGCAUGUUUCUGGACUGUGGGAGGAAGCUGGAGAACCUGGAGAAAAGCCACACAUGUACAGGAGAACAUGGAGACUCCAUGUAGGAAGAUCCCAGGACGGCCGGGACAUGAACCGGGGAUCUUCUACCGCAAGGCGACAGUACUAACCACUGUCCAAUGUGCAGCCCCUAUAAAUAGUUCUUCUUCUAUAUUUAGUUCUUCUGUAUUAACUACUUCAUCUAUGUUCUGUUGGUGAUCUUCUACAUGUUCUCCUCUCAGACCUCCAGGUCAUCACGCCCAGAUGGAAGAGGCCAACGGUUUCUGUAUCUUCAACAGCGUAGCGAUUGCAGCUCGAUACGCUCAGAGGAAACAUGCAGUCAGCAGAGUGCUGAUCGUGGACUGGGAUGUCCAUCAUGGUCAGGGUAUCCAGUACCUGUUCCAGGAGGAUCCCAGUGUCCUAUACUUCAGUGUCCACAGGUAUGAACUCGGGUCUUUCUGGCCUCACCUGUCAGAGUCUGACAGCAAUUUUGUGGGCAGUGGACGAGCAAAAGGAAGAAACAUCAAUGUUCCCUGGAACAAGACGGAGAUGACUGAUGCUGAUUACAUCGCUGCUUUCUACCACGUCCUGCUGCCAGUGGCCUAUGAAUUCCAGCCUCAGCUCGUUCUGGUCUGUGCUGGAUUUGACGCUGCAGUUGGAGAUCCGAAGGGCGAGAUGUGUGUGAGUCCUCAGUGUUUCCAUGUUCUCACUCACAUGUUGAUGAGUUUGGCUGAGGGUCGACUGGUCCUCGCUCUGGAGGGAGGUUAUAACCUGCAGGCUACAGCAGAGGGCGCUGCAGCCUGUGUUGCAGCUCUGCUGGGCGGAGCUUGUCCUCAACUGAAUCCACACACUGCUCCGUCUGACAGCGCUCUGCAGUCCAUCUCUCAGACGGUCACGGCUCUGUAUCCACACUGGGCCUCCCUACAAGUCCAUGAAUGCAACCCAUUGGCGGAGGGACAUGUCAUCAGAGAAACUACCAAGGAGAUGGAUAAGAAGCCUGGUCUUGCUUCCUCUGUUGCUGUGGUAACAGGUCUGGUUUAUGAUGAGAGGAUGAUGGAACACUUGAACAUGUGGGACAGACAUCACCCUGAACAGCCUCAGAGAAUCUCUAAGAUCUUCUCCAAACAUCAGCAGCUGGGCUUAGUUGAUCGUUGCCGGCGGAUACCAGCCCGCUUGGCGACAGAGGAGGAACUGUCCAUGUGUCACAGCAUGCAGCACAUCAAGCAGAUGAAGGCCACGGCGGCCAUGAAGCCCAGAGAGCUGCACAAACUGGGGGACGAGUUCAACUCCAUCUACAUCAACAACCAGAGCUUCCAGUCUGCCCAGCUGGCUGCUGGGGGUUGCUUCAGCGCCGUGGACAGCAUCCUGGGAGGACAGGUGAGUAACGGCGUGGCCAUUGUCCGUCCACCUGGUCACCACGCUGAGACGGAUGCUCCCUGUGGGUUCUGUUUUUUCAACACAGCGGCACUCGCCGCUCGCUACGCCCAGAAAAUCUCCCAUGAUCCUCUGCUGCGAGUCCUGAUCCUGGACUGGGACGUUCACCAUGGCAACGGGACUCAGCACAUGUUUGAGGACGAUGACAGCGUUCUGUACGUUUCCCUCCAUCGCUACGACAAUGCUACUUUCUUCCCGUCUUCAGAGGAUGCCGCUGUUGACAGGGUGGGUGUGGCUAAGGGGGCGGGGUUUAAUGUCAACGUGGCAUGGAGUGGAGGGCGGAUGGGCGAUUCCGACUAUCUGGCUGCUUUCCACCACAUUGUCAUGCCGAUUGCUACCGAGUUUGACCCCGGUCUGGUUCUGGUGUCGGCUGGGUUUGAUGCUGCUCGGGGCGACCCGUUGGGUGGAUAUCUUGUGACCCCAGAGGGAUACGCCCACCUCACACACAUGCUGAUGUCACUGGCCGGAGGGCGUCUCCUGCUCAUCCUGGAGGGAGGCUAUAACUUGUCGUCCAUCUCGGACUCCAUGACGAUGUGCACCAGUGUGUUGCUUGGAGACCCUCCUCCAUCUUUAGCACGGCCCCUCCUCCCUCCUCACCGCAGCGCCGUGGCAACGAUCAACGAGGUCAUCCGUCAUCACGCUCCCUACUGGAGGACCCUGAAGAUACACAUUCCACAGUCGGUGCUAGCCGCUCUGCCGUCCCCAAAGCAUCGUGGGAAACGUAGUUCGAAAGGAACCAGCAGGAAGUCGGAGCAGAACGCCGCCAACAGACCGCCGUCUGCAGACGCCAUGGUAACACACGGAGCUUCCCAUCAGAGAACAGGUGACCCCGUAAGUGUGGCUGUUUUGUCCAAUCAGGCGCAGUGCAGUCUGGAGCAGCUCACGCAGGGAUUAGCCUGUUUGGACAUCAGUCAGAUCUCAGCUACGUCCACGCCGGUGGGCGGGGCCAGGCCAAAGGUCCGCUUGAGCCCGGAAGGGGAGCCUGGUGAUGUCACACCUGAGCUCAGCCAAUCAGCAGAGCUACCUCAGAAGAUCACCGUGACAACGCCACAGUUAGUCGCUGCUGGAGACAAAGCUGCAGAAGGAGAGGGGGCGGAGCCAGAGACAGAGGGAGCUUGUGGUUGGUCGAAGCCUCAGACAUCUCUGGAGCUGUCCACUCUGUAUGUGGUCGACCCCCUGCCGUGGUGUCCUCACCUGGACGCCGUGAAGCCCCUCCCACCUUCAGGUGUGGAUGUCCUCCUGCCGUGUGAGGACUGCGGCUCUGAUGCUGAGAACUGGAUCUGUCUCACCUGUUACCAGGUGUUCUGUGGUCGCUACGUCAACGAGCACAUGGUGUCUCACGGCGUCGUCUCCCAACACCCAAUGGUGCUGAGCUUCUCUGAUCUGUCAGUGUGGUGCUACCUGUGUGAGGCGUACGUCCACAACCAGAUCCUGUUGGAGGCUAAAAACGCUGCUCACUGUGCCAAGUUUGGAGAAGAGAUUCCAACGUGGAGCUGAAGCCUCGCCGUCUCCACGGUGAUAGAUGGUUCAGGGCGUUGCCAUGGAUACCAGCAUCAGCGGUGCUUCGUGGGAAAUCCAGCGACGUCGUACGCCGUCCCACAGCUGCCAAAACACUCCUGUUAAAAACCGGUCUUUAUCUCCUCAUCAUCAGUUUGACAGAAAAUGUGACGAAUCACCAGCAGAAGGACAACAAACAAACAAACAACAACAACAACAACAACAAAUGCUGCUGUCUGUGUUUAACGUGAAGAAACAAACUGAAUUUUCAUUUUCCUGAAACGAGGCUUAAAACUCCACAUUUGUGUGGAACAAACAAAAAGAGAAUUUUAUAGAAGUUGAAACAUUUUUAAAACUUGUUCUCCAAUAAUAAAAUCCUGCAGCGAUCAGUUGAUCAGCAGGAAGCAGGUUUAUUGAUCGUCCUUAUGUUGGUUCUGAAAUGUUGAAGAGCUGAUUCCAUCCAAUAAAUCAUUGAUUGAUUGGUGUUGGUAUUGAUUAAAGGAGCUCGGUGCCAUAAGA
This is a messenger RNA of Acanthochromis polyacanthus (spiny chromis), 4288 nucleotides long. Its product is annotated as histone deacetylase 6-like. The transcript is spliced from 22 exons. Gene Ontology annotation, biological process: chromatin organization. The record is from RefSeq and is a predicted model, not a curated record. Gene Ontology annotation, molecular function: zinc ion binding; histone deacetylase activity. The coding region runs from base 1103 to 3769 and encodes 888 amino acids. NCBI's taxonomy places the organism in Eukaryota, Metazoa, Chordata, Actinopteri, Pomacentridae. Gene Ontology annotation, cellular component: histone deacetylase complex.